Messenger RNA from Chrysemys picta bellii (western painted turtle), 3451 nucleotides. RefSeq names its product LDL receptor related protein 11 (gene LRP11). Gene Ontology annotation, molecular function: protein binding; serine-type endopeptidase inhibitor activity. Lineage: Eukaryota; Metazoa; Chordata; Testudines; Emydidae. The record is from RefSeq and is a predicted model, not a curated record.
CGGGGCUCCCGGAGCUGUCCAUGGACGCUGGUGCUGAGCCGGCUCCGGCGCUGCUCGCCCCUUGAAUCUGCGGCGUCCGGCUCCUCCCCGCGCACCCCCGGGCGGGCCCGGCCGGGCCAUGCCGCCGCCUCCCGCCGCCGGGGAGCCCGCCCCAGCGCGUUAAGCCGCCAAGUCCCGCUCGGGCCCGGCCCCGCGCCUGCCCGCCGGGCUGCAGCGGCGGGUGACUGCGGCAGGCGGGCCCUCUUCGCUUCGCCCCGCCAUGGCCUCCCGGCUGCUGCGGCUGCUGCUGCUGGCGGCGCUGUGCGGCCGGGCCCCGGGCGGGGAGGUGGCGGCGCCGCUGGCCGAGCUGCGCUCGCAGAUCUCGGGCGUGGAGUCGCUGCUGGAGGAGUUCCGCCGCCAGCUGCAGCCUGACGAGGCCGGCGGGGACCGCUGCCGGGGCGGCGCCUUCUCCGCCCGGCCCGACGCCAUCAUCCGCACCAAGGACUCGCUGGCGGCGGGCGCCACCUUCCUGCGGGCGCCGGCCGCCGUGGCGGGCUGGAGGCAGUGCCUGCAGGCCUGCUGCGCCGAGCCGCGCUGCUCGCUGGCCGUGGUGCAGCGAGCCCGGCCCCCGGGCGAGCCGGGGGCGCUGAGCUGCUACCUCUUCAACUGCACCUACCGCGGCCGCGCCGUCUGCCGCUUCGCUCCGCACCGCGGCUACAGCAGCUACAGCCUGGGGCCCGCCAACCUCACCCAGCUGCUCGCCCACGGCCCCCGCGGGAGCCCGCUCCCCGCCCUCACCCAGGCAGCAGAAAAUGACAAGCCUCCACACAGCAAGGCAGGCCAAGAUAUUGUGCUGCAGUCACCAGUAGACUGGGUGAUUUUGGAUGGCCGAGAAAGCUUAGAUGACCAUGGAAUCAUACAGUAUGAGUGGACUUUGCUGCAAGGUGACUCAUCAGUUGAUAUAAAGGUACCACAGCCAGGAACAUUGAAGCUCUCUCACUUGCAAGAAGGUGUAUACAUUUUCCAACUGACUGUGACAGACACUGCUGGUCAGAAGAGCUCAGAUAAUAUCUCUGUGACUGUUCUUCCAAUGGUUCACUCUGCUUUAGGCUGUACUGGAGUUUGUUCUCGCUACCAGUUUAUCUGUGAUGAUGGCUGCUGCAUUGACAUCACCUUUGCUUGCGAUGGAGUGGAACAAUGCCCGGAUGGAUCUGAUGAAGCUUUCUGUCAGAACUUCAGUCCUGGCCGAAAGACAGUAACUCAUGCAGCUAUCGGCACUGCCCAGCAAAGGAUCGUAGGACUGACUAAAGAUGCAGACAACUCUGUGGACACCCAGAAAAACACUAUAAGAAAUCAACCACUACUUUCACUUGAUGCAGACAAGUCUAACCAAUCACUCUCUCAGGGACCAAAGAAACAAAUCAGUGGGUUUAUGCCAGAGCAGUGCUUAGUGCCCCCCGCUGCCGGCCCUUGUAAAGGGCACUUCCCUCGCUGGCACUUUGAUAUUUCUUCAGGCACUUGCCUACAUUUCAUCUAUGGUGGCUGCAAAGGGAAUGAAAACAACUUCCUUCAAGAAUCUGACUGCCUCAGUGAAUGUGUAGAAAUUCAUGGUGCAAUUUCACAACAGACUGCAACGGAUCUGUCAUCUCAAUCCAAUUCAGAGCCAGCUAAUAGUUCCUCAGGGAAAAGGACAGAUAAGAACGAAAAUGGCAUUGUUGUGUCAAAAAGUGAUCAGGCUACAGGGGGGCAUCCAGUCCCAGAAACAGGUGCUGUGCUACCCCUGGCUUUAGGCUUGGCCAUCACUGCUUUGCUGCUGCUUAUGGUUGCCUGUCGGCUGCGUUUGGUGAGACAGAAACUUAAAAAAGCACGCCCCAUUACGUCUGAGGAGUCUGACUACCUCAUAAAUGGGAUGUAUCUAUAAAGAUGGGAUUUAGGUUGCUUGUUUUCUCCACUACGCAGUUUUCCAUAAGCCUCUGCCUCCAGCAAAUGACUCUCUCUUUAAUAAGACUUCAAGCUUUAAAAAAAAUAAAUAAAUAAACCUUCUAGAAAUAUCUCUUUAAAGUCUGCAAGGUGAGAAACAUGUUUGCCCCCUUUGGUUAUAUAGUAGGAUUUUUCUAUUAAUUACCAAGUCCAAUUAGUAAUUUGGAUUAAAUCCUGCUGUAGGUUUAAAAAAAAAAUCAAUGCAGGCUAUGCCUGAAAAUAACCAUGUUUUUAUCAUAUGCAGAAAAUGCUGCAGGUUGGAGAGGCCACCACUGGAUGGCAGAAUAUCUUAGUCUUACACCUCAUUUACUCCCAUCCAGGAACACAGCUGGACAUAGUUGUGUUUCAUGUCUGACAGUAGCCCAGGAUUAGAGUAAUUGGGAUACAGCAAAUCAGGACAGAGAUACAUUGACAGAACUGUGUAGGAAAGCAGCUAGUGUCAGUCAACACCUUGCCUUGCUCCUCACUGGUGUCAGAAGAGUUGCCCUCUAAAAUAUAAACAUUGUUGUUCAGCAUGUUAAUUUACCAUCUGAGGAAGAUUUGCGCACCUGUUAAAAAUGCAGCUUAUGCACUGGAAAUAUUUUCGUCAGAAGUUUGUCUCUUUGUUAAUUAAUAGCAAUCUUUAUCUAAGCAAAGUGCCACCUUUUGAAUUGCAGUUUUGAUUUUUAAAAAGUAUUCCCCAUUCUGCAUAGCUUAAAUCCCUUUACAGCUAGGACUCAAAAAUGCAAACACGUAACAUUCCAAUGAAAAAUAUCAGCACAUGUUUAGACCUACUCAGUGCCAACAGCACACGUGAGAUCAUGGGACUGUCCCCUCCCCCAAAGCUCAUAGCUUGUUCACCUUUUCCAUCCCUAACCCAACACACAGAAUUUCUAAAGAGAUACAUGCAAUGACUUUGGUUUGUGCUUUAGCCUGGUCAUACCUUUGUUAGAGAGGACAGGAUUUGUUCUAUUCAGUGUUGUCGGUAAUAAGUGAAGUUAGUUCCAGCCAGUCUUACACAAUUAGUGCUACUGUGGCUUCUACUUCAGUGGGCUUGAUACUCAGGACUAAACUUUCCAUAUAAAUAUAGAUGAGACGUUCCUGCUUCUGGAGAAAUUUAAGAAUCUUGUCAAUUGAACCCUUAGCUCCCAGCAAAGCUUUAGUGGCUAUCCCAAUAAAAAUUUCCUAGAACUAGAGCAAGUAAUUGAUGUGUGAAUGAAUUUAAAAUGUGCUAACAGUAAAAUGUGUUCAAUACAUGUUAAAUAUAUACUGUGCUGCUUAUCCUGUUUGUCUGAACGUGCAAGGGUGUCACAUCCAUCAAGUGUCCCAGUAAAAAAAUCAAGACAGAUGAGGUAUGCAUCUUUUUGUAUGUCGUCCUUUGUACUUCAAGGAAUUAAAGUCAAUUUGAAUAUUGCUGUGGUAUACAAAUCACUAAUCAAAAAGCCCAUGAUGUUCAAGUCUUGAUUACCUUUAUGAAAAAUAAUAGCGAUAAUAAACCUAUUUUAUUCUUAAA